Molecule: messenger RNA, 3178 nt
Organism: Amphiprion ocellaris (clown anemonefish)
Lineage: Eukaryota; Metazoa; Chordata; Actinopteri; Pomacentridae
Product: E3 ubiquitin-protein ligase TRIM39-like
Exons: 2
Coding region: 158-1786 (542 amino acids)
Molecular function (GO): protein binding; zinc ion binding
Source: RefSeq, a predicted model, not a curated record
GAGGGGGCGGAUCAACAGUGAGAAGUCCUGUUUUACAGGAAAUGAAACAGAAAGUACCUCGACAGUACAACAGAGCCUCCGAUUACAACCAGUGAGAGCAACAGACGCUGUUUGUUGUAUUUUAAACAGCAUUCAAAGGGAAUUAACAAGAAACAACAUGGCAACAGCCAGCAAUGUCCUCUCUGAAGAUCAGUUCCUGUGUUCCAUCUGUCUGGAUGUGUUCACUGAUCCCGUCACCAUUCCAUGUGGACACAACUUCUGCAAGAACUGCAUCACACAACACUGGACUGUUAAUGUCCAGAACAAGUGUCCCAUGUGUGCAGAUGUCUUUGUUAGAAGACCUGAAUUGCGGGUCAACACAUUUAUAUCUGAGAUGGCUGCUCAGUUCAGAAGGUCAGCUGUAAAUAAAGUCAGCAGCAGCAGUGUAAUGCAUCAGGGAGACAACGCAGGAGAUGUUCUGUGUGAUGUCUGCAGUGAAACCAGACUGAAGGCUGUGAAGUCCUGCGUGGUAUGUCUGACCUCCUACUGUGAGACUCAUCUGGAGUCUCAUCAUGGAACACCAGGUCUGAAAAGACAUCAGCUGAUGGAUCCAGUGAAGAACCUGGAAGACAGACUGUGUAAGAAGCAUGACAGACCUCUGGAGCUGUUCUGCCAGACUGAUCAGGUGUGUGUUUGUCAGUUCUGCACUGAGUUAAAUCACCAGAGACAUUGUAUUGUUCCUCUGAUUGAAGAAUAUCAGCACAAGAAAACUAAACUGGAGAGGACAGAUGCUGAAAUUCAGGAGAUGAUUGAAGAGAGACAACUGAAGAUGGAGCAGAUCAAAGAGUCGGUGAAGCUCAGUAAAGAAGAUGCAGACAGAGAGACAGCAGCCAGUGUGCAGGUCUUCACUGCUCUGAGCAAGUCUGUAGAGAGAGGUCUGGCUCAGCUCAUCCACACGAUUGAAGAGAAGCAGAAAAGCACCGAGAAACAGGCUGAAGACUCCAUUAAAGAGCUGGAAGAGGAAAUCAGUGAGCUGAUGAAAAGAAGCUCUGAGGUGAAGCAGCUGUCACACACUGAGGACCAGCUCCUCUUCCUCCAAGGCUUCAAAUCUCUGGACCCUCCUCCUCCCACCAAAAACUGGACUGAGGUCAGAGUUCACGCAUCAUAUCAGGGGAUUGUAAGGAGAGCUGUGGUCCAGCUGGAGGAGACACUCAGCGAAGAGGCGAAGAGACUUUGUGCUGAAGUGGAGCUGAAGGGGUUCAGGAAGUUUGCAGUGGAUGUGACUCUGGAUUCUGAAACAGCAAAUCCCUUUCUCAUCCUGUCUGAGGAUGGGAAACAAGUCAGCCAUGGAGACAGACAGAAUGUUCCGGGCAGUCCAGAGAGAUUUUCCUAUAAUUGUGCUCUAGGAACGCAGGGUUUCUCUUCAGGCAGAUUUUACUAUGAGGUUCAGGUUAAAGACAAGACUGGCUGGACUGUAGGAGUAGCCACAGAGUCCAUCCAUAGGAAAGACUCCUCCAGAGUUAUCGGUAAGAAACACCUCUGGGGUAUAUGUUUGACAAAAGGAAAGUGUCAAGUUGCUGCCUCUACAAGUUGUAUCUCACUGAAGUCGAAGCUUGAGAAGUUGGGCGUGUUCGUGGACUAUGAGGAAGGUCUGGCCUCCUUUUAUGACGUAAACACUGCAGCUCUCCUCUACACCUUCACUGGCUGUAACUUUACGGAGAGAAUCUACCCACUUUUCAAUCCUCGCAAUAAUGUUUAUGGUACAAACUCCACCCCGCUGAUCAUCUGUCCUGUCACUACACAGUGAAAACAGGGAAUCUUGGGUACCUCUGAAAAUGCAUCCAAACUAAUUCCACAGCAUUUUUUUUUUUAUUGUGUUUUCUUUAUGCAUUUACAUUUUCUACAAUUUACUAUCCUGCUUUAGGUUGAACUCAAACUGGAUUGAAAAUGAUCUUAGUUUUAUUGUAGAUGGUAAUUGUGUUCAUAGUUUGUAUACAUGGUUUGAUACUAUCAGAUAAAUAUCUCAGAAAGCACUUUGACUCAACAUAUAUUGAUUGAAAUGUGACAUUUAAAUAUUGGUGACUUGACUCAACAUGUUGUUCUUUGGUUAAAAUGUAAUGUAAUGUUGUGCCAAUUAAUCUAUAAACAUACAUGUGGCUGCAGAAAAGAUCAACGAGCAAAAGGACCAGUGUGUGUUUAAAUUCUGCAUCCCAUCGUCAUCAGCAGAGGUACACCAGGAUGUUCUCUUGCUUUUCAUUCAGAGGGAAUAGCUCUUAAAGUCUUUGUGGGAGUCUGUCCAGUUAGCCUCUUUAGUUUCUGUCACUUCAAAAAAUUCUUGCUGUCUGAUGUUACAGAUUCUCGUCUUACAGCUCAUUUCAGGAUAUACCUGAGAGGACAACAACUCAUGUCAUGUGACUCUAUCAAAGAUGCUAAAUUCUUUGUAUCCAAUAUUAUGAAUAGCAUGUAUAUUGAACUAGAAGUUAUGUUGACAUUCUGAGAUUGAAACUGUAUUGUAGUACUCCUUGUCAUUCAAUUUCAGUGACAGACAUAACAUUUGCUCAAGUACAGUACUUAAAUACAGCUUUGAGGUACUUGCACGGCAAUUUUCUUUUUGUGCUACUUUAUACCCACAUUUCACUAAAUUUCAGAGGGAAAUAUUGUACUUUCUACUGCACUGCAUUUAUCUGACAGCUUAAGUUACUUUUAAAAUGAAGAUUUACAGAGUGGAUAAGAUAACAAGCUUUAAAAAACACAAAACAAACUCUACCAAGUAAUGGACAAAAUUCCACAAAUGCACCUUGACAAGGCAUUUCAGGAGACUACCUCAGGAAGCUCAUCCAGAGAAUGCCAAGAGUGUGCAAAGCAGUAAUCAAAGCAAAGGGUGGCUAUUUAGAAGAAUCUAAAAUACAAAACAUGUUUUGACUUAUUUCACACUUUUUUGUUUACUACAUAAUUCCAUAUUUGUUCAUUCAUAGUUCUGAUACCUUCAGUGAGAAUCUACAAUGUAAAUAGUCAUGAUAAUAAAGAAAAAACAUUAAAUGAGAAGGUGUGUCAGAACUUUUGACUGGUAGUGUUGUUAAAGAUUAAACCAGUGGUUUUCAACACAUUUGGCUUCUUCAAAAAAUCAGUGUGACAGUAAAUGUUCCAGUGAUCGAAUAUCUCAUCAAAACUAAAAGAUUAAAGGAAAACUGAAAACAGA